Panicum hallii is the source of this 425-nucleotide messenger RNA. RefSeq lists its product as uncharacterized. The record is from RefSeq and is a predicted model, not a curated record. NCBI's taxonomy places the organism in Eukaryota, Viridiplantae, Streptophyta, Magnoliopsida, Poales, Poaceae. Bases 53 to 406 code for a protein of 117 amino acids. The transcript is spliced from 3 exons.
GCCGCCUCCCAGCUGCAGCUCCACCCCGCUCUCGCCCUUGGCGCGGCCGCUGAUGCCUCCCAGCCGUAGAUCUACCCGCUCUCUCCCUUGGCGCGGCUGCAGACACCUCCUCCCCACUGCCCUCGCCCGCAACGCCCUGUCGCCGUGCUCGCCCGGGCCUCUCCUCCGCGCGCGGCCUCUUUGCGCCGCCACCGCGUCGAGGCCUCCCCGCAGCUGCGCCGACUCCUCCCCGCCGCCGCAGGUCAUCGAGGUGCCGGAGUCACUGCUGCAGAAGGGCAAGUGCGAGGAGCAGUGGGCAGCGGACAGGAAGGAGAAGGCGCUCGCCGACAGGAAGAAGGCGCUCGAGAGCUGCAAGAUCAUUCUCACGCGCGCCAAGCAGUACGUGCAGGACUACGACGCCCAGUAAUGAUGAGCAUUGAAACAAC